AGCACCCUGACACAACCGCGCUUCAACUUCUCCCACACUGCAGAGCAACACGUUUGCAAACAUGCCGAGGUCUUUUCUCGUGGAUUCCUUGAUUUUAAGGGAGGCCAACGACAAGGGGAACGAGAACAACCCACCUUUAUUCCCGUACGCUUUGCACUCUCCGCACCACCCGCACGGGCUGACGGGCUCCUGCCACUCCCGGAAGGCCGGGCUGCUGUGCUUCUGUCCGCUGUGCAUGACCGCGUCCCAGCUCCACCCGUCCCCACCGAGCCUGCCGCUCCUCAAGGCGUCUUUUUCUCCCUUCAGCUCACAGUACUGUCACUCAGCCCUGUCGAGGCAUCACUCAUCCAACAGCGUCAACCUCAGCCACGGACCCGGGAUUUACCAAGCUGCGUACUCGGUCCCAGACCCGCGACAGUUUCACUGCAUCUCUAUCGAAAACAGCAACAGCAAACUUCAGAGCAGCAAGCGCAUGCGCACAGCCUUCACCAGCACACAACUUUUGGAGCUGGAGCGAGAAUUCACCUCCAACAUGUACCUCUCCAGACUGAGGCGCAUCGAGAUCGCCACAUACCUGAACUUGUCCGAGAAACAGGUGAAAAUCUGGUUCCAGAACCGCAGAGUCAAGCACAAAAAGGAGGGAAAGGGCAGCGGCCAAAGGACUGGAUCACAUAACUGCAAAUGCUCGUCCCUGUCCACCGCGAGAUGCUCGGAGGAAGAGGACGAUGACAUGCCCAUAUCUCCCUCCUCGUCCGAGAAGGAGGACGUGGACCUGUCCGUCUCCCCCUGAACUCUCCAUCUGCCUAGCCAUGAAAGAUUUUGGUCCUCAUGAUUUUGAAUACAGCCAAAAAAAGACUGUUGCACUUGUGUUCAGUCGUCUGUACAUAGAAAGAGAAUAUUUAAUUAGGGAAUUGCCCUGAAUUAUUGUAUAGUUGUAUACUUGUUGUACGUUUGUAUGUAGUUUUUUUCUGAAAACAGUCAAUUUGUUGUUGCCACUCCUAUGAGUAUGGUAGGCAUAUUUGUAAAAACAAACCCAAAAAACAAUAGCAACAUUGUUUAUUAGUAAUUUGGGGGAGACAGUAUUUUGUAUACAUGAUGACUACUGGUUAGAUUCAUUCUGUGUGGAUGGAACUGUGACUUCAAAAGC
This is a messenger RNA of Eleginops maclovinus (Patagonian blennie), 1147 nucleotides long. It is a transcript of the gene gsx1, whose product is annotated as GS homeobox 1. Bases 62 to 790 code for a protein of 242 amino acids. Gene Ontology annotation, biological process: regulation of DNA-templated transcription. Lineage: Eukaryota; Metazoa; Chordata; Actinopteri; Perciformes; Eleginopidae. Gene Ontology annotation, molecular function: DNA-binding transcription factor activity, RNA polymerase II-specific; sequence-specific double-stranded DNA binding. The record is from RefSeq and is a predicted model, not a curated record. Gene Ontology annotation, cellular component: nucleus. The transcript is spliced from 2 exons.